GUAUCAAAUUUUGCUGCAAAUGAAGAACUCAUUGAAAAUGCUGCCUCUAAAAAAGCUCCAUGCUGUUUCCUUAAUCUCAUCGCUGGAGAUCGAAUUUGUGUUUUCGCCGAGAAAGACGGGUGGGCCAUAGGAUCCCGAGUCGGAUCAAGAGCUGAUGCAGGGCUCUUUCCUCUUGUAGCAGUCAAGUUUGUGAACCGGCACUCACAAACUGAUCCUACUGCAGAAGGUGCAAAUAUCGUAGAGGAGAUAAGUCAGGUCACGCAAAUAUGGUGGAGAAAAAUAAAAGUUGAUGCAAAUGAGAAAACCCCCAAAGCAUUCUGUGUAUUGUUACGGGUUCAGAGCAUAGAGUUGCAGAUGAAACAGAAUUGCGAAAUUAGCAUGGUGCUCUAUGACUUCGAAAGAAAACAACAUGCCAGCGAUACUUUCGCAUUUAUCUGGAAAAGUAAUGAAACGAAUUCACGCGAUCUCAACAUUAGCGGGCUGUUCGCGAAUUUCAAUCAGAGUGAUAUUGGUAGACGUUUGGUUUUAAUAACUCGAGUCGCCCGUAUAGCUCCUGUAGAACAUACGUCGUCCACUCUGAGAAGGAACCAGGAACCAGGCCCAACCAGUCUUUACUGCCGCCAAGUUUUCGCUUUUGAUUUCUUCGACAUGACGUCGGUGUUUACAAAUCCUCAACCAUCUCACGACGCCAAGGAUAAGGUCAUUUUCCUCAACAAAGACCAGAAUUUCGAUCAAUUGCUAAAAUCCCUUCAAACAACAGCUAAGGUUCCAAAACUGAGCGCAUCAUCAGAUGAUGGUAAGAUACUCAUUUCAACGCAAGUCUACACCAAUGGGUUGUCGGAGCUCAAACUGAGGAGGCCAUAUCUUUUCACUAGGAAUCCUCCUACAAUCAUUUCUCGUUGUGACUACGCGGGACCUGCGUCUGGAGAGGUACGUAACGACCUUUACGUUACGUUGAUACAAGGAGAAUUUACAAGCAAGUCUUCCGAGAGAAAUAUCGAGGCGCGUAUGCAUUUAGUUGAAGGAAAUGGGCGAAUCGUCCCAGAUUGCUUCGAGACAGUAUCUACUGGAUCAAUGAAAUUGUCUUCUGAAUAUCGAAGCUUUGUUUAUAUCCACGAGGAUAAACCAGUUUGGUUUGAAAAUGUCAAGAGUUUUGUCUUUUCAAAGCCAUAUUUGAUCAAAAGUGCAAAAAAUGAUUACUGGGCAUUGCUCCAGGAUGCGCUUUAA
Messenger RNA from Haemonchus placei, 1227 nucleotides. Lineage: Eukaryota; Metazoa; Nematoda; Chromadorea; Rhabditida; Trichostrongylidae. The record is from the annotation of a GenBank genome assembly.